CCAGCACCGACUGGUGUGCCUCUCCGGGGGUGUGUGCAAAGGCUCCAGGAUAAAUAGGAGGCUCCCAGCUCUCGGGCAACGCUGGAGCCCUCUGGCUGCCCGCCCCGGGUGUUUCCCUGCCCUGUAGCCAGGCUGCCUGCUGCUUAAGUUUCGCUUCCUCCUGGCUCAGGGAUUAGUUUCCAAGCACCCUCUCGGUGCCGGUGGCCCGGGAAGGGAACGAAGAAGGAGCAGGGAGACUCGUCCAGGGGCUGUCCUGCCCAGCACAGCAGGGUUGAUGGACUCGGCCGUCCCGGGCAGCAGUGUCAGCAACCUGCCGCUGUUCCUGGCCCUUGCCCUGGGUCUUGCAAUUCUCCACUGUGUGGUGGCAGAUGAGAAUACAACCAGAACGCCUGAAACCAAUGGCUCUUUCUGUGGAACUCUUGGGGAAAACUGCACAGGUAACACCACGAGACAGAAGCCGAAAACCCACUUCUCUCGGUGCCCCAAACAGUACAAACAUUACUGCAUCCAUGGGAGAUGCCGAUACGUGGUGGACGAGCAGACGCCCUCCUGCAUCUGUGAGAAAGGCUACUACGGGGUACGCUGUGAGCGAGUGGACGUGUUUUACCUCCAGCAAGACAGAGGGCAGGUCCUGGUAAUCUGCCUGAUAGCGGUCAUGGUGGUGUUCAUCAUUUUAGUCAUCGGGGUCUGCACCUGCUGCCAUCCUCUUCGGAAACAUCGUAAAAAAAAGAAGGAAGAGAAAAUGGAAACUUUGGAUAAAGAUAAAACUCCCAUCAGUGAAGAUAUUCAAGAGACUAAUAUUGCUUAAUGGUUAUAAAGUUGUCAUAAGCUGGUAUGGCGAGCUACAGAAGACCUGACUCAUUUGCAGAUGGACAGAAAGUGUCUCAGGAAAACAGCUAGCGGAAAUGAAUGUCUAAAUAUUGUAUUUACUUUUUUAUUUGUAUUUGUAACUUUGUGUUGUUUGUUAUUGUUUUUAAUAAUGAUGUUUUUAUUACAGUCUAAUAAUCAGGAAAAAGGGCCUGGUUAGGUAGCAACAAUAAUAAGGAACAUUUCAAGAUAAUUUUGUUGCCAGGAUUAUUAGUCAAGUAAAGAAAAAGUGGGAACGAAGUUAGAUUUUUAAUAACUGAUUAUAUAAUACACCAAACAGUGGUGGCACACGCCUUUAAUCCCAGAAGUUGGGAUGCAGAGGCAGGUUUAUCUCUGUGAGUUUGACUCUAGCCUGGUCUACAUAGCAAGUUCCAGGAUGGCCAGGGCUAUACAGAGAAACCCUGUCUCAAAAACCCAAAGCAACUAAACAAACAAACAAACAAACAAACAAAAAAACAAACCUGAAUCAACACCAAAGCUUAUACAGGUACCAUAUGCUCGGAGUUUGAAAUAUAUUAUUUCAUUUUAUCCUUUCAGCGGUCUGUGAGAUUGCAUGUUUUUGUCCUCAUUGUCAUAUAUGUAAGAGUUACAUAAUCUCAUUUAGAUUUAGAGGCAAAAGAAUUGAUGGAGUCAGAACCAAGACAGACCCAGAUUCAAAGCUGGUGUCCUUGUCAUUUUGUUAGUUUGAGUCCCUGUAUUCUAACUCAACAGUGUAACUCAGGAUUUCCUUCUGAGCUGUGCUUUGCUGAUUCUGAGUUGUUAGCAUUAACACAGACUAUGAAGUCCUGGCCAAUGCUGCUGUCACCAUCAGGAUUUCUGUUGGCUUUCAUCCUUACUAUUAUUUUGCUUUUCAUGAAGUCUCAGCGGCAUGAGUAAAUUCUUUUUUUUUUUUUUAAAUUUUAUUUUUCUUUUUAGUUAUAUUUUGUUAACUCUGUGUCCCAGCUGUAUCCUGCUCCCUCUUUCCCUCCCCAACCCCACACUCCCUCCCUGGUCUCCUCCCUGCCCCUUUCCAAGUCCACUGAUAGGGGAGGACCUCCUCCCCUUUCAUUUGACCCUGUUUUAUCAGGUAUCUUCAGGGCUGGCUGCAAAGUCCUCCUCUGUGGCCUAACAGACUGCUCCUCCCCUGGGGGGGGGGGGGGUCAAACAGCCUGCCCUUGAGAUCCUGUUAGAAAUAGUCCGUGUUCCCCUUACUUUGGAAAACUACUUGGUUACUGAGCUUCCACGGGCCACAUCCGAGCAGAAGUUCUAGGUUAUAUCCAUAGAUGGUCCUUGGUUGAGUGUCAGUCUCAGAAAAGACCCUGUGCUCAGAUAUAUUUGAACAAAACCAUCAGAAAAAGCAAAUGACUGGUAAAAACCUUCCGUAGGUGCUUAUGCUCAGUAAAGUAUAAACAGCACUGGAAGAGACUGUUAAUAUCGGUGAUGGCAAAGCUGAAGAGAUGUGACCAUACCCUGCUCUCAGGCAAAUUUUGAUGCCAUGACAUCCUGAACACAGCAUUUAUUAUUUGAACUAUUUUGCCAUUGUUGUGUUCCUUUGACUUUGUGCUGUAUUUAGUAGAAACGAUAUUAAAUGUAAAAAGAAAAUAAAAUUUGUAUUUAGUCAGUAUUCGGUAGAACAUGGAACUUUUCACACUGAUCAGGUGGGUCACUUCAGAAUGUCGAUGGGAAGAUGCUCCCACGCAGUGGUGCUUCCUGCUUGUUGGGAUCUUUGUAAAUGUUACUUUACAAUAGAGAUUUCAUAGAUGCGAACAAAUGUCUGAAUUCCCUACGUUCUUUCACUACAGUGUUUGGAAGUAGGCUGGGGUUUCAUUAAUGAAGAUUACCUGCCAAUUACAGCUAGUAAUUCAAAGAACUGACAAGUUUCAAAAUGGCUUUUUUUUUCUUGUGACUUAAUGGCUGUCCUUGAAAGGAGGCUACCUGCACCUGAGUCAGAUUCAUGCUUUAUUUAGUCUCCUUGGGCGCAUGUAUGUAUUUCUUUCCAGUCGUUUUUGAUGCUAAACAGGUUUGAAAUAAAUGACCACUAGCACAUCAAAAAAUGC
Messenger RNA from Psammomys obesus (fat sand rat), 2903 nucleotides. RefSeq names its product betacellulin (gene Btc). The coding region runs from base 275 to 808 and encodes 177 amino acids. Lineage: Eukaryota; Metazoa; Chordata; Mammalia; Rodentia; Muridae. The record is from RefSeq and is a predicted model, not a curated record. Gene Ontology annotation, biological process: positive regulation of cell population proliferation; positive regulation of mitotic nuclear division; epidermal growth factor receptor signaling pathway. The transcript is spliced from 6 exons.